Messenger RNA from Exophiala mesophila, 1235 nucleotides. RefSeq lists its product as uncharacterized. The record is from RefSeq and is a predicted model, not a curated record. Gene Ontology annotation, molecular function: diaminohydroxyphosphoribosylaminopyrimidine deaminase activity. Lineage: Eukaryota; Fungi; Ascomycota; Eurotiomycetes; Chaetothyriales; Herpotrichiellaceae. The coding region runs from base 70 to 834 and encodes 254 amino acids. The transcript has a single exon.
GACAUAGGUCCUUUGCCUAUCCUCUGCCUCAAGACUGCCGCCGAGUUAGAGUCAAGCACAACAUUCUUGAUGUCGAACAACUCACCCCACCAUCUCCAUUACCUUAGACAUGCACUCUCCCUAGCACAACAAUCACCACCCAAACCCACAAACUUCCGUGUUGGAUGUGUCAUUGUUUCCUAUCCUGCUAGCGACGGCGAUUCCUCUCCCCUCACUACAAGCCAAACAGUCCCCGGAACAGUGCUGGAGACAGGAUACACGCUUGAACUCGAGGGAAAUACCCAUGCAGAACAGAACGCACUGAGCAAACUACAGGCGUCGCAGGGUUCAGCAAACGUGCAAGACUGGUCUCUCGUCCUCCCUCAAUCCUCCAACGUCACCCUGUACACUACCCUUGAGCCGUGCGGCCUGCGUCUCAGUGGAAACCUCCCUUGCGUCGAUCGGAUCAUUGCCACACGACGGGGACUACACGGCGAACAGGACUCGGGCGCUGGUAUUAGGAAGGUGAUAUUUGGCGCUAGAGAACCCGGCACAUUUGUCGCCGACUCUAAAAGUUUGCAGAAACUCGACCAGGCCGGUGUUUCUUGGGAAUUUGUGCCCGGUCUAGAGGAGGAUAUUCUCAAAGUCGCCAUGGAAGGGCAUGUUACGCAGGCUAGUGCUCAGGGCCACGGUCAGGACCAGACUGAAAAGCCGGAGAAUGCGACAACAGGUGCAAAAAAUCAGGGCCAGAUGGAAACAAAUGUUGACGACAUCAGCGAAGAGGAAAGGAAGCGACAGGCCGCUCUUCCACGCAAUCCUAAGAAAAGGAUGAUGGAAGUUGAUGUCCCUCCUUGAAAUGCAUUGCUUUGUUAAAACCUGUGCACAUUUAUGGGCUCGCCAACUCAAGAGAAAUCACAACAGCUCCGCUUCGGCACAAAUGGUUGAAUUGUGUAUUCUGCAAUUUCUACGGCGCAUGAACCGCUCUCACGGUCACCUCGGACAGCAGCUGACCCUUGGUUGGCCCCGCCAUCGACGAGGGACCACAGGCCUUCCUCCUUAUAGUGGCCAAUCCUCUUUAAUCAAUCCGGGCUUGCGUCAAACUCUUCCGUUGGGUCGGGAGGUGACUUGCCGUCAGGUUGUUGGACAACCGAAUCUUGCUACUGCUCACCUUGACUUGUGAUCGAGGUUUCUUAAGUCGUCUUCGUGCCACCAUCACUGGAACCGAGGACUUGGUCACCAGAUAGUUGGAAAAUGAG